AUACUGACGGAAGAUAAACAGAAAACUGUCAACAUGGCAGAGACUCACAGCCUGCAGGAUAUGAGGCAGCAGGCAGCCAUUGCUGCCAAAGUUUUCAUCCAGAGGGAUUACACCAAUGGCACUGUCUGCCAAUUCCAGACCAAGUUCCCGUCUGAGCUGGAGACACGGAUUGACAAGCAGCAGUUUGAGGAAACUGUUCGGGCGCUGAAUAACCUGUAUGCCGAGGCAGAGAAGCUGGGUGGCCAGUCUUACCUGGAAGGCUGCCUGGCCUGCCUCACAGCGUACACCAUCUUCCUGUGUAUGGAAACUCACUACGAGAAGGUUUUGAAGAAGAUCGCAAAGUACAUUCAGGAGCAGAAUGACAAGGUCUAUGCCCCGCGAGGACUCCUGCUCACCGAUCCCAUCGAGCGAGGCCUGCGGGUUAUUGAGGUUACCAUCUUUGAAGAGAGGAGCCUGGGGAGAUAAAAGGAAGGACGUAGAUGCCGGGACCGAGCAGAGUUGCAGGAUUUGCUGUUGUUCUGCCUCAGUGCCCAUCGUCAGUAUGAGGACCACCCCAGUGACUACCAGGAUCCACACAUGUACUACUGCGUCUCAACAAUCGCCCCUACUCGCUUAUCCUCUAACUAACUAAUGUAUAUACAUUAUUUUAACCUGUGCUCUGGAUGUCUCAAGUCUUUUCCUUUCAGCCUGUACAGAGAUUGUUUUGCAUUUUCAAAAACCAAAAUGGCCCAACUUUGUGCUUGCUCUGUAUAUUGCAUGUGUGUCGAAUAAUGCUCUCAGGCCAUUGUUGCUUUUGUGAUGACAUGCAUACUGUUUGGUAGCUACUGUUGAUUUUGCCACACUCAUGUAUGAUACACAUACUUAUAUCACACUGGUAAGGCAGUCUUUGACUAAAGUAUGAAAAAGUGCUCUUGUUUGUUGACAGUGCCUGUAUUGACUUUAAUAUCACUAGUGUUAAGUCAAAGAGUGAGUUCAUGUUAGUUUUAACUUGGCUUCCUGUGACCAAAAAAAAACAAAAACUUAAAAUGACAUCUCCUAUGUGACACAUAUUUCAGGGUGACAUGAUCGACUAUAUUGUUAAGAACCUAACCAAGAGAAAUCCAUCUUGUGAAAACCUUACAGGUUCACUAUAGUUACAAUGACUGAUUAAACAUUGCAUUAACCAUUAACAUAUAUUUGAAUGUUGUCCAUUGACAAUUUCCUUUUGAACAUGUUUGAUGAAUGAUGUAACACUACAAUUAUGUACAAGCCUAUAUACCAUUAAACCUCAUGAGUUUAAAAAUCACAAGAAAGGUAUUUGAAUGCCACGGUAUUAACAUUCAUGUUAGCAAUCCUUGAUUUUAAUAAUGUACAUAUAAUUUUGAUUUUUUUUAGCGCUUUUUAAAAUUUCAUUUGGUCCUACUACCAUUGUCUGAUAAAGUAUUGGAACCUUUUCUAUGUUCUUUUUCAGUUCAACCGCAAACCGUUUUUCUCUAUGUAAUAAAGAGAAUGUGUACAUCUUUU
This is a messenger RNA of Lampris incognitus (smalleye Pacific opah), 1503 nucleotides long. Its product is annotated as golgin subfamily A member 7-like. Gene Ontology annotation, cellular component: palmitoyltransferase complex; Golgi stack. Bases 34 to 465 code for a protein of 143 amino acids. The record is from RefSeq and is a predicted model, not a curated record. The transcript has 6 exons. Gene Ontology annotation, biological process: peptidyl-L-cysteine S-palmitoylation; protein targeting to membrane; Golgi to plasma membrane protein transport. Lineage: Eukaryota; Metazoa; Chordata; Actinopteri; Lampriformes; Lampridae.